AUGCUUGAAAAAUUUUUCUUUGCAAUUCUUAUUUCAUUAGCGGCUUAUUAUUUUCAUGAAGAGUUAUGUUCGCUGUGGGAAAAUUAUUCACAUUUAGAAAAAUUGACGAUUACCUUUGAGGAUCUGUUUUACCGGUUGAUGCCGCCAGUAGACGACCCAGUUUUCCGUGAUUUAGGGAAUUCAACAGUUUUGCUUGUUAAUCAGAUUGCAAAUCUAUCCAUUAAAGAAUCAACUGGCAUCACCAAUUUACGCGUACCCGCUAAUUUUCUCGCCAACAUAAUUACACGUUCUCCAUCAUCCUUAAUCAACCUAAGUUCUCCCGAAAUCUCGCAAUAUCUCAAACACAUUGGAAACUUGUUAUUCAUCCUUGGCAUAUACACCGAGAAAAUGCAAAUCGUUGGCAAAUUCCUUUUCAAAGAAAUUGAAAACGAGUUUACAAUAAUCUACCAAACGCUGGAUAACAACGACCUUUUACUUCCCGAUUCCGCCAAAAAAUCAUUGACCUUUUCACGAAUGAGCAAAAUUCUCAAUCUCGUCACUGAUUUCCGCGAUCGCGCGAAAGAUGUUCUUAAUGCGUUGAAUGAGUUCGAGGAACUAUAUCGACCAAGAAUCGAAAGCCACGCGGCUGGUGAAGAGUCGGAUGAAAAAGGUGGGUUUUCGAGAGUAGAAGAUUAUUUUAAGAGGAAUCGAGAGGAACUGGAUAAGGUUUUUGAGAUUUCGGUAAUUCAGCUAAAAUUUGAGGAAUUGAGGACUGGUAUAAGAGGAGUUUUGAUAUCCAAACCGCAAUCCAAGAGUAUCAUGAAAUUUUUAGAUAAAAUUAGGAAAGAUUUGAUUCGUAUCAAGGAAUCAUUCGGAAAAAUGAAGCGCAGAAAAAUUGUAACCGAGCGAGAUUUGGAGGUGUUAGCGCAAACGAUUGAAAUAAUACAGAAUAUAACAUAUAACUGGAUGUAUGAAGGUGAUAUCAAGAGGAUCGCAUAA
Ambispora gerdemannii is the source of this 978-nucleotide messenger RNA. The record is from the annotation of a GenBank genome assembly. NCBI's taxonomy places the organism in Eukaryota, Fungi, Glomeromycota, Glomeromycetes, Archaeosporales, Ambisporaceae.